Messenger RNA from Coniophora puteana RWD-64-598 SS2, 312 nucleotides. Its product is annotated as ribosomal protein S25. Gene Ontology annotation, cellular component: cytosolic small ribosomal subunit. The coding region runs from base 1 to 312 and encodes 103 amino acids. The record is from RefSeq and is a predicted model, not a curated record. Lineage: Eukaryota; Fungi; Basidiomycota; Agaricomycetes; Boletales; Coniophoraceae. Gene Ontology annotation, molecular function: structural constituent of ribosome. The transcript has 3 exons.
AUGGCUAAAGCUAAAGCAGCUCCCACCUCCGGUGGCGGCAAGGCCGCCAAGAAAAAGAAGUGGUCGAAGGGAAAGGUCAAGGACAAGGCCCAGCACGCCGUCGUUCUUGACAAGCCUACCUUCGAUCGUAUUUUCAAGGAGGCUCCCACCUGGCGCCUCAUUAGCCAGUCCAUUCUCAUCGAGCGUCUCAAAAUCAACGGCUCUUUGGCCCGUGUGGCCAUCCGCCACCUCGAGAGGGAGAACCUUAUCAAGCGUAUCGUGCACCACUCUGGCCAGCUGGUCUAUACUCGGGUGACGGCUGCCACCGACUAG